Molecule: messenger RNA, 3011 nt
Organism: Gavialis gangeticus (Gharial)
Lineage: Eukaryota; Metazoa; Chordata; Crocodylia; Gavialidae
Gene: SLC27A2
Product: solute carrier family 27 member 2
Exons: 10
Coding region: 1-1899 (632 amino acids)
Cellular component (GO): endoplasmic reticulum
Molecular function (GO): long-chain fatty acid-CoA ligase activity; long-chain fatty acid transmembrane transporter activity
Source: RefSeq, a predicted model, not a curated record
AUGACCCUAGCGGAGCGGGACGUGCCGGCCUUAGAGAUUAUGAACCCACUAAGGCAGAAGCUAGAAGAACUUGAAUGGCAAUUAGCCAGGGAAGGGAAAGCCGUCGAGUUGAGUGAAAGAGAGAUGCUCAUAAAGGUGCUAAAACAAGUGGAGGCAAAUGUGGAGGAGGCCUGGCCUAAACUGGCGCGAGGCCUAAAGGAGGGGUGUCCCACUGCUGGGAACCUUGAAGACCCUAGAGAAGGAGCAGGACCAGAACAGUCAGGCAGGGGUGUUAAUGAGGAGGGCUUAACAGUCAAGAAACUAGAAGCCUUAAAGAGGGAGGCUCUGUCAGUGGCUCAGGAAUAUUGGGACCUCAGAUGGGACCAGUGGCGGGACCACCAUGCCCAAGAAAUAAAUCAGUUAAGGUGCCAAGUGAGAGAGCUAUCCUUACUGCAGAGUACGGGAGAAAGAGCCGUACGUGGGGCGGUGAUGCCAGAAACAACUCCCUUACCAGAGGGAGAAGUAGCAGAGACAGAACUGAAAUCAGCUAUUGAAGAAAUAUUACCAAGUCUGAAGGAACAAAAUGUUAGAGUCUUCUACCUAAGCAGGACAUCUGAUACGGAUGGGGUUGACAGCUUUCUCGAUAAAAUGGAAAGUGUUUCAGAUGAGCCUACCCCACAGUCAUGGAGAUCAAACGUCACUUUUAAAAGUGCUGCCUUGUAUAUUUAUACCUCUGGCACUACAGGUCUUCCAAAGGCUGCCAUGAUUACCCAUGAACGCAUAAUGAUAGCUUGUGGUUUAGCCACCGCAAGUAAAAUUACUUCUGAAGAUAUAAUAUAUACUACCCUGCCACUGUAUCACAGUGCUGCCCUCCUGCUUGGACUCCACGGAUGUAUCAUGCAAGGUGCAACCUUAGUUUUGCGCUCCAAAUUUUCAGCAACUCACUUCUGGGAUGACUGCAGGAAAUACAACGUAACGGUUAUACAGUACAUUGGAGAGGUGCUUCGGUAUUUGUGCAAUAUGCCAAAGAAAGACAAUGACCGUGAUCACAGAGUGAGACUUGCCAUAGGGAACGGGUUAAGGGGUGAUGUUUGGAGGGAAUUUGUCAAAAGAUUUGGAAACAUCCGUAUUUUUGAGUUCUAUGCUUCAACAGAGGGAAACGUUGCCUUUGUUAACUACACUGAAAAAGUGGGUGCAGUGGGGCGUGUCAACUGCUUCCAUAAGAAGAUUAUACAGUAUGAGCUGGUUAGAUAUGACGUGGAGAAAGAUGAACCAAUCCGAGAUGAAAAUGGAUACUGCAUAAAAGCUCCUGUAGGUGAACCAGGGCUCUUGAUCUGCAAAAUCUCACAGUUUGCUCCAUUUACUGGCUAUGCAGGAGCAAAGAGCCAGACAGAGAAGAAGAAGCUAAGAGAUGUCUUCCGGAAAGGAGAUUUAUAUUUCAACAGUGGUGACCUCUUAGUGAUUGACCGAGACAAUUUCAUCUAUUUCCACGACCGGGUUGGAGACACAUUCCGAUGGAAAGGAGAAAAUGUAGCUACUACUGAAGUUGCAGAUAUUUUAGGAUUGGUUGACUUUGUCCAAGAAGUUAAUGUAUAUGGAGUGCCUAUACCAGGUCAUGAAGGCAGAAUAGGAAUGGCAUCCAUUCGACUAAUGGAAGGCUGUGAAUUCAAUGGGGAAAAGAUGUACAGACAUGUUCAAGACUACCUGCCAACUUAUGCAAGACCUCGCUUUAUCAGGAUUCAGGACAUCAUCGAGGUCACAGGAACUUUUAAGUACCGUAAAGUGCAGUUAGUGGAGCAGGGCUUCAACCCAGCAGUUGUCAAAGAUGUCCUAUAUUUCCUAGAUGACAAAGAAAAGAUGUAUGUGCUGAUGACACCUGCCAUUUAUGACUCUAUACAAAACCACAGUAUAAGACUGUGAGUGUCUAAAAUGAAUCUUUUGUAAUAUUCAGUUUUUAAAAUAUAUCCUAACUUCAGAAAGUCUAGAAAUCCAUUUUUAUGUAUUGAUGAAGGUUACAGUAGGUUUGUAUUUGAAAUCAUGCUUGAAUCCGACUUUUACUGAUUACAGAAUGUGAAAAAUAUUUUUCUUUAUUCCUUUGCUCUGCAAACUGCCUGUGAACGACUGUGAUGCAGACCAUUGCUGUCUGACAGAACAAUUCUGGCUCCUCCUCCCUUGCCCCAAACAUCAUCCACUCCUUUUGUCUUAUUGUUCCCUUCCGCCCUUUCUCAAGCUGUCCACGCAGCCUCUUACCUUGUGCACUAUCAUUCCAUUUCCUACUUCACUCCUUUCAGCUCACCUUCCACCAUCAACCUCUAUUUUUAUGCCAUCUGUUCCUGUUCUUAUGUCUAACCUUAUUCUCCCAUGCUAUGAUUUAGGAAAGCAUUUAAGUACAUGAUCAAAUUCUUUCCUGAAUUAGCCUCCAAAAUAGAAUCAGAGGAAGGAGAAUUCAGAAUUAGUAAGACAUAUAGUCUAGCUCAUUAGCCAGAUCACAUUCUUGUUGUGUUUCUGUGGUGAUUCACUAUGUUAUAUAUAUAAUUUGUAAUCUCUUCUGGAGCAGGGACCUAUUGUCUUCUAUGUCUUCUGGCUUCUGUGGUGCUAUAUAAAUAAUAAACUGUAAUGCUGUAUUAGUUGUUCAGGAAUGUAUGUUCAAACACCACCCAGUCCCAAAUACCACCCAGUCUUUGAAGCUCUACCCCAAGAGCACUGCAUCUGUACCCUCCUUUUUGUGCCCUUUGCCAAUACACUGAGUCUUCAUAGAUCAUUACUCUGCCCAGAGAUAUCAGCACUCAGAACCGUUCAGAUUUCUGAGCAGUUAAUCUCCUAUGCUGCCCAUCAUCUGCACACAAUUUCCACUGACUUCAGCCUGCCAGAGUUACUCAAUCCUUUCAAGAGAUUUUCUGUCAACCAGUUGGGGCCCUGUUUUGAAAAUAAGAAGGGAGGAAAGAAGCAACACCUGGGCUGUGUGCAUACACAACUAGUGCUACUUCAACUACACCAAAAGCAGUGUAUUUAAAAUCGUAUUUAAGACAGUA